CAGGGAAGAGCGGAUAUAGGGAAUGCAGGGUCCCGGGAGAGCGGAUAUAGUGAAUGCUGGGUCCGGGGAGAGCGGAUAGAGUGAAUGCGGGGUCCGGGCAGAGCGGAUAUAGUGAAUGCGGGGUCCAGGGAAGAGCGGAUAUAGUGAAUGCUGGGUCCGGGGAGAGCGGAUAUAGUGAAUGCAGGGUCCGGGGAGACCAGAUAUAGUGAAUGCGGGGUCCGGGGAGUGGAUAUAGUGAAUGCGGGUCCCGGGGAGACCAGAUAUAGUGAAUGCAGGGUCCAGGGAGACCAGAUAUAGUGAAUGUAGGGUCCGGGGAGACCAGAUAUAGUGAAUGCAGGGUCCGGGGAGACCGGAUAUAGUGAAUGCAGG
Messenger RNA from Staurois parvus, 369 nucleotides. Lineage: Eukaryota; Metazoa; Chordata; Amphibia; Anura; Ranidae. The record is from the annotation of a GenBank genome assembly.